Hippocampus zosterae (dwarf seahorse) is the source of this 3285-nucleotide messenger RNA. RefSeq names its product kelch-like family member 15 (gene klhl15). The transcript has 11 exons. The record is from RefSeq and is a predicted model, not a curated record. Gene Ontology annotation, molecular function: protein binding. Gene Ontology annotation, cellular component: nucleus; Cul3-RING ubiquitin ligase complex. Lineage: Eukaryota; Metazoa; Chordata; Actinopteri; Syngnathiformes; Syngnathidae. The coding region runs from base 390 to 2309 and encodes 639 amino acids. Gene Ontology annotation, biological process: protein ubiquitination; nuclear protein quality control by the ubiquitin-proteasome system.
CCCCGACCCAUUUCCGCUCAAACGGGACGUGACGCAAAGCUAGAAGAUGGCGUCCACAAAGCCCAAGGAUCGAUUUGGUUUGCUAGCUGUCUGCUGUUGAGCCGAACCGGGGCUCUGGGGCUCUGGCUGAGGGCUGACACCAUGGCGGCAGGUAGCUGCAGUCGUCUUCUCUCAUCCCGGAACUAAUGGUAUCGCUCCAUGUCCAAAGAAAGACGGCUCGUGUGGAUUCUCAGCGCCGAGGCUGGAAACACAAACCCGGGAAAUGCCAGCGGCCGCUUUGAUCCCAAACAUCGGAGGCUGUGAUUGAGGCUGACUUAGGGUCUUUAUUAGCACCAGCUAGACACACUGGGGCACCGUCCUCUGAUUGGCUGCGACAACUCAUCUCUGACAUGCCCGUGGCCAAUCAGAGGUGUGUUAUGUCGGAGGCGGAUGUGGAGAUGUAUCUAUCCCAGGUGCAUGAUGGGAGCGUGUCAUCGGGCUUCCGGGCGCUGUACGAGGAGCGUCUGCUGCUGGAUGUCACGCUGAUGAUCGACGAGCAUCAGUUCCAGGCCCACAAGGCGCUGUUGGCCACCCAGAGCGACUACUUCCGGGUCAUGUUCACAGCGGACAUGCGGGAGCGGGACCAGGACAAGAUCCACCUGAAGGGGCUGACGGCGGCGGGCUUCGGGCACAUCCUUCGCUUCAUGUACUACGGCUCACUGGAGCUCAGCAUGCCCACCGUGCAGGAGAUCCUACAGGCGGCGAUGUACGUGCAGCUGACGGAGGCGGUGGAGUUCUGCUGCUCCUUCCUGCUGGCCAAGAUCUGCCUGGAGAACUGCGCUGAAGUCAUGCGGCUCCUGGAGGACUUCAGCGUGGGUGUGGAGGGUGUCCAGGAGCAGCUGGACAACUUCCUCCUGGAUAACUUUGUCCCGCUCAUGAGCCGAGCCGACUUUCUGUCCUACCUCAGCCUGGAGAAACUGCAGGCGUACCUGAACAGCGACGCUCUGAGCCGCUACCCGGAAAUCGAACUGUACGAGGCGGUCCAGUCGUGGCUGCGACACGACCGGCGACGCUGGAGACACACGGACACCAUAGUUCAGUCGGUCCGCUUCUGCCUCAUGACGCCGGCAAACAUCUUUGAGAAGGUGAAGACGUCAGAGUUCUACCGCUACUCCCGGCAACUGCGCCAGGAGGUGGAGCAGGCCCUGAGCUACUUCCACGACGUCAAUCAGCAGCCUCUCGCCGAGACGCGCGCCAACCGCAUCCGCUCGCAGCGUCCGCAGACGGCCGUUUUCCGGGGCAUGAUCGGUCACAGCAUGGUGAACAGCAAGAUCCUCCUGCUGCAGCGCCCCAAGGUGUGGUGGGAGCUGGAGGGCCCCCAGGUGCCGCUGAGACCCGACUGCCUGGCCAUCGUCAAUAACUUUGCCUUCUUGCUGGGAGGGGAGGAGCUGGGCCCGGACGGCGAGUUUCACGCGUCGUCCAAGGUCUACCGCUAUGACCCCCGACAGAACUCGUGGCUUCGCAUGGCGGACAUGUCGGUGCCCAGGUCGGAGUUCGCAGUCGGAGUCAUCGGAAAGUUCAUCUACGCCGUGGCAGGCCGCACGCGAGACGAAACCUUCUACUCCACGGAGCGCUACGACAUCACCGAGGACCGCUGGGAGUUCGUGGACCCGUACCCCGUCAACAAGUACGGACACGAGGGGACCGUCCUGGGUGGGAAGCUCUACAUCACGGGCGGCAUCACGUCCUCGUCCACCUCCAAGCAGGUGUGCGUCUUUGAUCCGGGGCGGGAAUCGGCAGUGGCGGCGGCGGCGGCGGGAGGAGGAGCGGCGGCGGGAGGGGGCUCGGCCGGGCCGGACCCCUUCCGGACGCGCGGGGGCCGCGGCGCGCCGCUGCCCGGCUCCCACGCCAGCUGCUGGGAGAACAAAUCCAAAAUGAACUACGCCCGCUGCUUUCACAAGAUGAUCUCCCACAACGGCAAGCUGUACGUGUUUGGCGGCGUGUGCGUCAUCCUGCGCGCCUCCUUCGAGUCGCAGGGCUGCCCGUCCACCGAGGUCUAUGACCCGGACGCCGACGAGUGGACCAUCCUGGCGUCCAUGCCCAUCGGCCGCAGCGGCCACGGGGUGGCCGUGCUGGAGCGCCAGAUCAUGGUGCUGGGCGGCCUGUGUUACAACGGACACUACAGUGACUCCAUCCUCACCUUUGACCCCGACGACAACAAGUGGAAGGAGGACGAGUACCCCCGGAUGCCUUGCAAACUGGACGGCCUGCAGGUGUGCACCUUGCAUUUCCCGGAGUACGUGCUGGAGCACGUCAGACGCUGCAGCUGAGCUUCCAAACUGCUUGUGUUGUUGUCAGUCUGGGUUGCCAUCAUGGCAAACGUCCCUGUAACCCGCAUGUUACAUGUUACUGUACAGGCCUCUUUGUCACGCCAGCAUCACGCCACUAUCGCAGGUGCCACCGUGUCUAUCGUUGGACUCGUGUGCUCAAGCAAUUUUCACAUUCGGAAUUUUACAAAUCGACACAUUCCACACGAUCUCAAUCUCUUAUUUUCGGAUGAGGGCAGCCCUCACUUGGUUCAGGUUAUUGGUUCCACAUCAUUUCACCCGAGUCAUCUUGUCACUACUGUUAUUUUUGACUAUGCACUUUUUUUGGGGAUUGUUUUUUGUUUUGUUCUUGUCACAUGCUUAUUUGUUGUUUUUUUUAAAUGGCUACAGAAGUGUCAAACUGAUUGAUGAAUGUUUGCAAGGGGAUAUGUGUGUGUGUGUGUGCGCAUCGACUUCCUCCGGUGUUGCUGUCAAAGAAGAAACGUGAUGAAAAGUGAUGAGCUUGCCAGGUCGCAGCAUCCUUUAGUCUGUCAGUAGGCAAACAAAAUUAGAAGAUAAAAAAAACAUCUACAUACAGUAUUUCUAAAGUAUUUAUACAGUGUGUAUACUGUGUAUUUAUAAACACACACACACAAUUUAUUUUAUCGAUUGAUCUAUUCUUUUUUUUCAAUGAUCUGUAAUUAAUUAAUCAGAUUCUUUUUUUAAUCAUUCAAAUUUUCUUCACUUUAGUUAAAAAUCUGACAUUACAAAUUGCAGAAAAUGAAAACAAACCAAUUGUGACUUAGUUACGGGUUUGGUCCACAGAAUAGUGAAAAAUGUGAUCCUUGCUUUCCAAAGUAAAAGCGGAUGUUGACAAAUGUCUGAUUUUGAUUCAACAUGAUAAAGGGGCACUUUUCGUGAAGGACUACAGGAAAUUGAGAAUGCUUACUGUUGAGGGGCCACAAUUCCUCUGUGAUAAUUACAAGUUAAACUUUUAAUU